Anolis carolinensis (green anole) is the source of this 956-nucleotide messenger RNA. It is a transcript of the gene izumo3, whose product is annotated as IZUMO family member 3. Bases 214 to 852 code for a protein of 212 amino acids. The transcript has 7 exons. The record is from RefSeq and is a predicted model, not a curated record. NCBI's taxonomy places the organism in Eukaryota, Metazoa, Chordata, Lepidosauria, Squamata, Anolidae.
UGGAAGAUCAAUAGGAACCUGGCAUCAGUUCAGUGUUCCAGCUUCUACAUAGCUGACAUCACUUUGUGUUCUAGAUCUAGCAUCAUAGAGACUCACACCACCAUUUGCCUAUACACUCGCUCUCCUUGGCAACCUUUUCUGACUGAUCUCCUUGCUUUAAGAGAGGUUGUUUUUGCCAUUGCGGCAUUUGGUCCUGAUUUUGGGGCUGCUUCCAUGGUGCCUUGGUUCCUAUCAGUUUUCCUUCUGUUUCUGCUCUCCUUCAAAGCAGCAUCUGGUUGUCUGCAAUGUGACCGCCGCUUCUUGGAUUCUGCAGCCACCGUCAUGAAGGAAACAUUGCCUGGAGACGUACCUGACCGUGAAAUGCUUAUUGAACGGCAUGUUGAGGCCUUGUCAAAUAUUCAUGGCACUUACCUCCGACAGAAAUACGAAAGAGUGCUGGAUGUACGUGGAGUGAAGGCUAUUAAAUCAGAUAUUAUCAGUCGUCUGCGAGAGAUAAAGGCCGGCACGUGGAAAGGGGUUUUCUUGUGGCAACUCUCCUUGUACGAGAUUAGAACCUCCCUGCGACAGCGCAUGCAACGGAUGCUGGAGAAAUUCGCCGACCUUGCUUGUUCAGAGGACUGUACUGUGACUGAAGGUCCCAUUUUGGACUGCUGGACAUGCUUACGGAUUCUUGCCCAAUGUUAUGAUGGAGAGCUCUGUGGAGUGGAAGACAAACGUCUUGCAGAAUACAAUGAAGUUGUUCUUUACGUGUUCCUCGUUUGUGAGUCUGUGGUGUUGACCUCAACUCUGCUUAUAUACAUGGUGUGCAUAAAACACACGAGGACAAGUCUGCAGAAAGCUUUGGCCCGUUAGCUGUGUUGGAAUCCAGAAGAUUUCCCAACGCUGCACCACCUUCCAACAUAUCCUUCACCUUUGAACACUCAGAACAAAUAAAAGGACAUUUCUCUAAGGAAGAA